CAGUCAUGACCCUGUGUAUUGAGACACCACCUGUGUCAGUCAGCGCUACUGUGUCACCGUUGAGGUCGCUGUUAUUCCAGUGGACUUCAGUCUGAAGCCGGACACACAGAGAGGAACGACAGCGGCUUUGGAAAAGGGAAUAUUCAGCAUCGAGGAGGGAAUCUGUCACCGCUAACCGGGACAGUCUGUCGCUCAUCUGUCCUCAAAAGAAGCUGCUCUUACCGGAUUUACACACAAUAGCUGUGGAGUAAUUGUGGGGUGCAAUGGAUGAUGGGAAGCCUGUGUGGGCGCCCCACCCAACCGACGGGUUUCAACUGGGCAUGAUAGUGGACAUCGGUGCAGAUGCGCUGACCAUUGAGCCCCUUCAUCAGAGAGGAAAGACGUUCCUGGCUCCCAUCAGUCAAGUGUUUCCCGCUGAAGACGAUGUCAACAAACAUGUUGAAGACAACUGUUCUCUUAUGUAUUUGAAUGAGGCCACUCUCCUGAACAACAUCCGCAUCCGUUACAGCAAAGACAUGAUCUAUACGUUUGUGGCUAACAUCCUCAUAGCUGUGAACCCGUAUUUCGACAUCCCUAAACUCUACUCUCCAGAGUCUAUUAAGAGCUAUCAGGGACGCUCUUUGGGGACUCUUCCCCCUCAUGUCUAUGCUAUCGCGGAUAAAGCCUAUAGAGACAUGAGGGUUCUGAAGAUGAGCCAGUCCAUCAUUGUGUCUGGUGAAUCAGGAGCUGGGAAAACAGAAAACACAAAGUUUGUUCUCAGGUAUUUAACCACAUCUUACGGCACAGGCCAAGAUAUAGAUGAGAGGAUUGUUGAAGCCAACCCCUUGCUUGAAGCUUUUGGAAAUGCAAAGACGGUCAGGAACAACAACAGCAGCCGCUUUGGAAAGUUUGUGGAAAUUCAUUUUAAUGAGAAGAAUGCAGUUGUGGGCGGUUUUGUCUCUCACUAUCUGCUGGAGAAGUCUCGGAUUUGCAUGCAGAGUCAAGAAGAGCGAAACUAUCAUAUAUUUUAUAGACUGUGCGCAGGGGCGUCAGAGGACAUCAGGAACAUGCUCCAUCUCAACUCCCCCGACAGCUUCCGGUAUUUGAAUCGUGGCUGCACCCGAUACUUUGCAAACAAGGACUCAGAUAAACAGAUCAUGCAAAACAGGAAAAGUCCUGAGGACCAUAAGCAUGGGAAAGUAGGUGCGUUGAAGGACCCUCUGCUAGAUGACUUGGGAGACUUCAACAGGAUGGUGGUGGCCAUGAAGAAGAUCGGCUUGGAUGACACCGAGAAGCUCAAUCUCUUCAGAGUGGUGGCCGGCGUUCUUCAUCUCGGCAAUAUCGACUUUGAAGAGACAGGAAGCACCUCUGGUGGCUGCAUUUUGAAGAACCAGUCAAGUCAGACUCUGGAGUAUUGCGCUGAUCUCCUGGGCCUCGACCAGGACGACCUGAGAGUGAGCCUCACCACCAGGGUCAUGCUCACCACUGCAGGGGGCGCUAAAGGCACUGUCAUCAAGGUGCCUCUGAAGGUGGAACAGGCCAACAAUGCCCGUGAUGCCCUCGCCAAAGCCGUUUACAGCCGGCUCUUUGAUCAUGUGGUCAAACGGGUCAACCAGUGCUUCCCCUUUGAUACGUCCUCCAACUUCAUCGGCGUGCUGGACAUUGCUGGCUUUGAGUAUUUCGAGCACAACAGCUUUGAGCAGUUCUGCAUCAACUAUUGUAAUGAAAAGCUGCAGCAGUUUUUUAAUGAACGCAUACUGAAAGAGGAGCAAGAGCUGUAUCAGAGAGAAGGCCUGGGAGUGAAUGAAGUUCAUUAUGUUGAUAAUCAGGACUGCAUAGAUCUGGUCGAGGCAAAGCUAGUGGGUGUCUUGGAUAUUUUGGAUGAGGAGAACCGUCUUCCGCAGCCCAGCGAUCAGCACUUUGCGGAGGCAGUUCACAGCAAGCACAAAGAUCACUUCCGUCUCACAGUACCCAGGAAGUCGAAGCUUACAAUCCACAGGAAUUUGAGAGAUGAUGAAGGUUUCAUCAUAAGACAUUUUGCUGGCGCUGUGUGCUAUGAGACUACCCAGUUUGUGGAGAAGAAUAAUGACGCCCUCCACAUGUCUUUGGAGAGCCUGGUGUGUGAGUCGAAGGACAAGUUUGUCCGGGAUCUUUUUGAGAACAACUCCAAUUCCAAGGACUCAAAGCAGAAGGCUGGCAAACUCAGCUUUAUCAGUGUGGGAAACAAAUUCAAGACCCAACUAAACCUUCUACUGGAAAAGCUCCGCAGUACAGGCUCAAGUUUCAUUCGUUGUGUGAAGCCUAAUUUGAAGAUGGUGAGCCACCAGUUUGAAGGAGCUCAGAUUCUGUCUCAGCUGCAGUGCUCAGGCAUGGUAUCAGUGCUGGACCUGAUGCAGGGGGGCUUCCCUUCCCGAGCACCGUUUCAUGAGCUUUACAAUAUGUACAAGCAGUACAUGCCCAACAAACUCACAAGGCUCGAUCCACGACUCUUCUGCAAAGCUCUGUUUAAAGCGCUGGGCCUCAACGAGAACGAUUACAAGUUUGGAUUGACCAGAGUUUUCUUCCGCCCUGGGAAGUUCGCAGAGUUCGACCAGAUCAUGAAGUCUGAUCCGGACCACCUGGCCGAGCUUGUAAAACGGGUCAAUAAGUGGCUGGUGUGCAGCCGCUGGAAGAAAGUCCAGUGGUGCACACUGUCAGUUAUUAAACUGAGGAACAAAAUGAGCUACAGGGCAAGCGCCUGCAUUAGGAUUCAGAAGACGGUUCGCAUGUGGCUGUGCAGAAGAAGACACAAGCCUCGUGUCGAUGGCCUGGUGAAGGUGAAAAAUUUGAGGAAGAGGAUGGAGAGGUUCAACGAGGCUGUGAACGGACUCAAGGAGGGUAAAGCGGAAAUGAGCAAGCAGAUCGAGGAACUGGCCGCCUCCACCGACGCUCUCAUGGCCAAGAUCAAGACCACUGUAAUGAGCCGCAAGGAGAUCGAGCAGGAGUAUGAGGGCCUGGUGAAACGCUCCGAGCAGCUGCUCUCCUCAAUGCAGAAGAAGAAGCAGGAGCAGGAGGAGACGGAGAGACUCAAGCACAUCCAGGAGGAGAUGGAGAAAGAGCGCAAGAGACACGAAGAGGAGGAGCAGUUACGCAAACAGGAGGAAGAAGACCGCCGCAUGAAAUCUGAGAUGGAGCAGAAGAGGAAGCAGGAGGAAGAGGAGAGGAAGAAAAGAGAAGAGGAAGAGCGAGUCCUGCAGGCCGAACUUGAGAUGCAGCUGGCAUUGGACCGGGAGGAAGAGACUCAGAGACAGACCAUUCUGGAGCAGGAGAGGAGGGACAGAGAGUUGGCCAUGAGGAUCGCCCAGAACGAGGCAGAACUCAUCCAGGAUGAAGCCCAGAUGGAUCCCAUCUUGCGCAGAGAUGCUACCACAGGUGUUUGGUUCUUCACAGAGAUGGGUGCGCAGGUGCAGGCCAACAAGGUGGCAGCUGGGGUGAAGAAGUACGACCUGAGCAAGUGGAAGUACGCUGAGCUGCGAGACGCCAUCAACACCUCCUGUGAUAUAGAAUUGUUGGCAGCUUGCCGAGAAGAAUUUCACCGUCGUCUGAAGGUCUACCAUGCCUGGAAAUCAAAGAACAAGAAGCGAAAUACAGACACAGAGAUGAGGGCUCCAAAAUCGGUCACCGACUACGCCCAGCAAAACCCUGCUCCACCUGUCCCAGCCCGGCAACAAGAGAUCGCGAUGAACCGACAGCAGCGUUACUUCCGCAUUCCCUUCAUCCGGCCCGCAGACCAGUACAAAGACCCCCAGAACAAGAAGAAAGGCUGGUGGUACGCUCACUUUGAUGGACCCUGGAUCGCUAGGCAGAUGGAGCUUCAUCCAGACAAGCAGCCGAUCCUCUUGGUUGCAGGUAAAGAUGACAUGGAGAUGUGCGAGUUGAGUCUGGAGGAGACCGGCCUCACACGAAAACGUGGAGCCGAGAUCCUGCCCCGGCAGUUUGAGGAGAUCUGGGAGCGCUGCGGUGGAAUCCAAUACUUGAAGAAUGCUAUUGAAAGCAAGCAGGCCCGUCCCACCUACGCCACCGCCAUGCUUCAGAAUCUCCUCAAGUGAACAUCACACAUUUCUCUUAUUGGUUCACUUUAUCUAUGCACAUUUAGAUUAAAAGUUGUGCUGCUAGAAAAAAGGGCAACUCUAGUGGAAGUCUAAUUCACUUUUUUUGUUUGUAGUUUGUUCCUUAUUUUGCUGUGACCUUAGAAACCAGUUUUCAAACUAAUCUGAGCCUUCUUGCUCAGAGAUGCCUUAAGAUUUUCAAAAAAUUCACAUCUCACUUGAUAGGGAUGUUAUUUAAAUGUCACCCCUCAUUUAAAGGACUUAUAAAGGACAUUUCGCUGUGCAGUGACAGACAUUUCUAAAAAUAUCCUUGCUUGCCCCUUCUUUAUUAUUACAGUUGAUGUGUCAUUUGUGACAUGUUAAAGAGCCCCUAUUAUACAUUAAAAAGUCAUAUUUUGGUUUUGUGGGUCUCCAAUUACAGGCUGAUAUGCAUGCAAGGUCAAAAACACUUUUGUUUUCUUAUAAUUUGCAUUUAUUUUUACCUCAUUUUCCCAACGGCUCCCAUAUGAUUUGUUCAAAGAUUAAUUUGUUCCCAAACCCCUCCUUAGCACGAUGCUAAUCUGCGCUGAUUAGUCUGAUGACCUAGUCUGUUGCGAUUAGUCGACUGCGUUCAGUGCGACACAGUGUGAAACGCCCACCACAGCUUAUCUACAUUGUUGAAGUAGUCAGAGUGCAGAGUAUAUGUGUGAGCCCAAUGCAGGAGCGCAUUAAAGCAAUACAGUUAAACAUCAGCAUAUCGCUCUAUUCUUAACCACAAGUAAAAACAACAACACACAUUCAGUAUUAGUCCACACAGUGGCAAAAGCUGAACUAUUUUAAAACUUGACCGCUGCAUGUGUAGGAACAGCUGACGGUAGUUAUAGCAAUGACAAACGACAGAGGAUCGCGAGCUAAUGGACGCAUUUUAAUCCAUAAACAAAGCAGCAUGCUGUGCGUUUUCAACGUGGUUUUAGACGCGAUAUGUGAAAAUUAAGAGUUAAUCAGAUAGAGUACAUGCCGCGUAGAGCGAUUACAAGUAGCCAAACACAAACAAAUACAUAAUUUGCAAGCUAGAGAAACAAGGAGACAGCCAAUUUAAUCUUACACUUGUGAAACUGAUCCAUGAACUGUGUACUGAUAAAGUUUGUCAAAAUCUCAUACAUCAAUAGUCUUUUUUGAUCCUUCUUUUAACAAACGACCAACAAAUUCCCGGUUGCAGGGUAGAUUAUUGCAUUAAUCACUACAACGUUCACUCAUUAAUGUUCACUCACCUUCAGUCCCACACUCACCAGCACUGCUAGCGUUUGAAGUGAAAGGAGCGUUCACGUUUUACCGGAUCCAAAACUUUAUAUUUAGUUUGUCUCGACGUGGAUAUCAACAUGCAAAAAAUCCUGACGAACGACGAAUCAUUUAAACGACUUUUAAGUCGAAUCGUUUAUUUUAAAUUGGAUAUUUUUAAACAAGGUUGAUUUAAACCUCAGCUGGAUGUUUUCAUUCACUUAGAGCUGUGCUGCACACUGUAUGGAAGGUCAUUUUCAAAAUCCAUAAUAUGGGCUCUUUAAAAUAUGCUAAAAAUGAUAAUAUAUUCCUCAAAAGAAAUCGCUAAAUGUUUAUUUAUUUAAGCAUCCUGACCAGCCCUGGCAUCAUCAGCUCAACCAAUGGUGUAUUUGGAGGUGUGUCCAUUUAUUUUAAUUGUUAAACCAAUAGCAGUUUUUUCACACUAUUGCUGGUGCAGCAAGACAUUUUACCUUUUAAAGUAAAAUUCUGCUAUAUUACUUAAUAUUACUAUAUAGUAACAUAUUACUAUAACAUUAUUGUAAAGAAAUAUGUUAAAACAUCAAAUAGCUAGUCAAAGUAUCCCUAAUUGAAUCAAAUAACGGCAUUAAAGGCUAAUGAGGAACAUGCACCGAAAUACAUUAGGUUUGAAUAUUUUCUCUCAGCUUUGCAAAUGCGACCAGCAGAAUAGUUUCUGAGAAAUGCACCAUCUGAAAAUGCCUUUACAUAUAUUUGAUAAUGACUUUUAUAGAUGCGUUUAAAAGCAGCUUCGGUUCAUAAAAAGGAGAGUCACUGCUGCAUUGCGUGGUUUCGCUCAGCGAUUUUGUACUUAAAUCAUGGUGAUACGCUAAAGGGCAUAUUCAUUUCUGUUCAGUGAAGUGAUAAUGGCACCUUUGUUAAUGAUUUGCUGUGAAUUCUGUCGGCGUGUGUGGUAGAUUUCUGUCAUUUGUACUUUUAUUUAUGUACCGAGUCAAGGAAAUAUUUCAUUUAAAACGAGCUCGUAUGCUGGAGUGUCUCGUUAUUCGCUUCUUAUCUCAUUUGGUCAUAAUAACUGCCUGAAGAACAGAAGUAAUAGAAAUGGAGAUGACAUUCGAAGUGCUUUGAAACUUGGCACGGACCGAAAUUGCUGCAUUUGAUCAAUUUGCUGUCAUUAUCCAGACUUUGUUUAUUCAAAUGCUAAUGCUUUUCCAACUGAAACGGCGUCAUCUCAAACCAACGGUUUAUUAAUAUUAUAAUUGGUAAUCACUUGUUUCCUGUCUGUCAGCUUAUCUUUGAUGUGUCUGGGUUUAAUAUGAUUGAUUGUCUUAUUUUUGACUGGCAACUGUUGCUCUGAUUACUUUACUAGCCCAAAAUAAACACUUUCCAUAUGAAA
Messenger RNA from Danio rerio (zebrafish), 6693 nucleotides. Lineage: Eukaryota; Metazoa; Chordata; Actinopteri; Cypriniformes; Danionidae. The record is from RefSeq and is a predicted model, not a curated record.